GGAGCUGUGCGCAGCUCAUGUCGGAGGCUGCUGAUCCUCACCACGACACUUCAGGGAGAGCCGAACUGCAUUUUAAAAGAUAAACAAUGACUUAUUGAAACGCAUGAACUUCAGCAGUCGCCUCCCCAGACGGUUCAACCUGCAUAAGCUCAGACAUCAGCGACGAGACGCGCAGUGGAGAGAGAGGGUUUGGCGCACGGCGCACAGGGACACAUCAUGCACUGUCAAGCCGAGCUGAGGCUCUCUUCCUCGGGGCAGCUGAAGGCUGCCAGGAGGCGCUACAAGACUUUCAUGAUUGACGAGAUCCUCUCCAAGGAGACUUGUGAUUAUUUCGAGAAGCUCUCUCUCUACUCGGUGUGCCCUUCGCUCAUUGUGAGACCAAAGCCUCUUCACUCCUGUACGGGCUCCUCGUCACUCCGUGCCUACCCGCUCCUCUCGGUGAUCACCAGGCAGCCGCCCAACCUGACCCCCCACCUCCCGCAGCCGUCCUCCCCGGGCGCGGCCCACUCCCACCUGCCCCUGCUUUCCCCGCAGCACCCGCGGGGCUCCGAGGCCUCGCCCAGCCAGACGCCGCUCAGCAUCAGCAGCGAGUCGGAGACGGAGCGCAGCACGCCCCGCCUGAAGAAGCCGCGCCGCAGCCGCACCAUCUUCACCGAGCUGCAGCUCAUGGGCCUGGAGAAGAAGUUCCAGAAGCAGAAAUACCUGUCCACUCCUGACAGGUUAGACCUGGCGCAGUCCCUCGGCCUCACGCAGCUUCAGGUGAAGACAUGGUACCAAAACAGGCGCAUGAAGUGGAAGAAAAUGGUGAGUGAUGUGCUCAAGGGAGGUCAUGAGGCCCCGACUAAGCCCAAGGGGAGACCCAAGAAGAACUCCAUUCCAACCACGGAGGAAAUAGAGGCGGAAGAGCGGAGGAUGAAGAUGGAGGAGGAGGAGAGGAUGAGGAGGGUGGCCGAGGAAGCGGCGGCGCUCGCCGACGGACAGCAGGCGUCUCCGCAGGGACCUCGAGACCUCAGUUCAGACGCUCGCACCCCCCCGGCGGAGGAGCUGGAGCGAGAGCUGCCACUCCUCGUGUCAGAAACUCACACAGCCAGCUAAGCGAGAACAAACCAACCAAAGACUAAUCUCAAACCUGAAAACGAAUAGUGCCUCAGGAUCACUGUAAA
Messenger RNA from Salarias fasciatus (jewelled blenny), 1163 nucleotides. RefSeq names its product BARX homeobox 2 (gene barx2). Bases 217 to 1095 code for a protein of 292 amino acids. Gene Ontology annotation, molecular function: DNA-binding transcription factor activity, RNA polymerase II-specific; DNA binding. Lineage: Eukaryota; Metazoa; Chordata; Actinopteri; Blenniiformes; Blenniidae. Gene Ontology annotation, biological process: regulation of DNA-templated transcription. The record is from RefSeq and is a predicted model, not a curated record. The transcript is spliced from 4 exons.